GGAAAGUGCCAUUUUUCACGAUUUUUCCAGAAUCUUCUACUCACGAUUGAUUCAACAGACGAACACUUAAACAUUGUUCUGCCAGUCUGCGGGUAUAACAGUAUAGUAGCAACAGCGAGUAUAACUACGAUCGAUUCUAUUCAACGUGACUUUUGUUCUGUAACUACUUCAGAUAUCGUUAAAGCAGAAUUAUUUGUUGAGUGAAGAUAUAAAAUUUUAUAUAGAACAUAGCAAUAAGAUAUAAGAAAUGGCACAAGGAAAACUCAAAGUUAAAACAAAAUUGCCAGAUAAGGUAAAAGCAAAAGUAAACAAAGGCAAGAAGGGCCCUGCUAUUCAAAGACGUGGAAAUGCACCUGUGCAACCCAAAAAGGCAAAACUGCAGGAAGCACACAAACUAAAGAAAAUGAUUACAAAAACAGUGAAUAGUACUAUGGAAGAUGAAUUACGAAAAAGGGCUUUAGAUGGAAAAAAAUCUCUCAUAAAAAAAAAUCCUAAUGUAGAAAAGAAAUAAAUGUUAAUUAAUUAUAAAAGAAGUUAUUGUUUUAAUAGAUAAGAUUAUGGACAUAACAUUUCUAAUAUAUUAU
Messenger RNA from Harpegnathos saltator (Jerdon's jumping ant), 584 nucleotides. RefSeq lists its product as uncharacterized. Lineage: Eukaryota; Metazoa; Arthropoda; Insecta; Hymenoptera; Formicidae. Bases 248 to 511 code for a protein of 87 amino acids. The record is from RefSeq and is a predicted model, not a curated record. The transcript is spliced from 4 exons.